Lactuca saligna is the source of this 963-nucleotide messenger RNA. Lineage: Eukaryota; Viridiplantae; Streptophyta; Magnoliopsida; Asterales; Asteraceae. The record is from the annotation of a GenBank genome assembly.
AUGACUGCUAAAUUCCAAGCCAUAUUGGCUGAUGCUGACAAAGGCAAGAAAGGGGGAAGAGGGUCGAAGAAAGCUAGCAAGAAAGACACUGCUAAAGAAGGACCUUCAUGGAGUGAAGGCGAACGAUCUGAAUCUGAUUCCGAGUCGGAGAUGUGCAUUGAGGAGAAUCAUCCCAUUCACACUGAAGAUCAAGGGCCAGUUCAUAAUGAGGAGGACGAACAUGUUCACAACGAACCUCUUGUUCGCACUAAAGUUCCACCAAAAAAUCGUGAGGUAACUCCACUACUCAAUGAUUAUGUUCCUUCUCUUCCUCCCUCACCAAAAACAACCACCUCUACACCAAUUAAUAUUGCAUAUUAUCCUCCACCUAUUUCAUCUCAACCACAAACAUCUAUUCCAGUUUUAAUUCCUAUCUUUAUAGAAUCCACCAUUCCACCCCAAGCAUCUACUGCACCUUUAAGUUCAGUCAAUGUAUCUGAUACGGGGGCUAACACUUCAGGUUGUUCAAGCCAUGUUAAUCCACCCAUCUCUCCCAUUCGCACCGAUGACCCAGACAUGAUUUUUGUAGAUGAUGAAGAUGAUAUGGGCGGAUUCACUUACAGUCCUUUUCAAAUCAGUAUUGAUAGUGAAGAUGAAGCCUCUGCUACAAAAGGGGAACUUAAGUCCCUUCACGCUAAUAUCGACCAACUGAUUCUUGCAUCCAAUCCUUCUUCUUCUUCGUCUUACUCCAAAGUAGGUGUUGAGUUCAUUCUUGAGCGGGUCACAAGGGAACAUGCAACUAACACCUCUACCAUGAACAAGGCAGUUUCUGACUCAGCUGAUGUUUGUAAAUCCACAACCGAAAAAUUCAAUAAACUAUUGCUGACACCAUCGAGUUUAUGGAAGAUUAUAAGACUAACUACAACUCCAACAUCGUCACUGCGAACAAGGCCAUUCAGAAUGUAUGUGACAUGUUUAAAAUAG